Messenger RNA from Spirometra erinaceieuropaei, 4103 nucleotides. Lineage: Eukaryota; Metazoa; Platyhelminthes; Cestoda; Diphyllobothriidea; Diphyllobothriidae. The record is from the annotation of a GenBank genome assembly.
AUGAACGUGGUCACCGAAUUGUGUGAUCGGCCAAAAAAUCCCUUAGAUCGGCUAACAUUGGGUCAUCACACAUCAAAGGGGAGCAGCAAUGAUUUGAACCAAAACAGUGUAAACUUUUACGAAAACCUGGCUCGACUCUCUGCUGAAAUUCUGAAGAUGGGUGAAGUGGUUCCGAACAAACGCCAAAUCUCCGAACAACCACCCCAACCCCGUGGAGUGAGCAUAAGCGAUCCGCCAGUUCCUAAGAGCCCUGCAGAACUUCUGAGUCAACUUGAUGUAAAUAAGGCCUUUUGUUGGAUCCUGGAGAAUUGGAUCCAUAGUCAACUGCCUGAACAUCUACCAGUGAAUCACGAUUUCCUUCUAGAGAUCGUCGCACUCGUCCUGGAGAUCCUUGCCCAGAAAAGUUCCGAACAUGUCUUUCAGUUGGGACGGCAUUCAAAAAACUGCCCGGCAGACCUCAACUACCUUUCUCACUUGCAACAAGUUGCAAGCUGCGGCACCUGCUCUCAGUGUAACCCGAAACGAGACUUUCUUCUCUCUUCAUCUCUUGGUCUCCACGCCAUCCUCCAUCACAAUGAGAACACACCACAAGCUUUACUCAAUCUCACUGUUGAACAGAUUGAAGUAGUGGCCUCAGAGGUAUUUCACUACCUUUCCGAUGAUCACAACUCUCCGCUGUUAAAUUCGAUCGAUAACAGCGCUCGUCUGACAAAAUUCCAUAAGGACUUGUCGCAAACAAGUGCCCUUAUCAGUCCGGCCAGCUUUGCCACCUUCCCAAGAUCUCCCUCAUUAUCGACUGGUCGGGAUGGGUCCGUGUCAUCAACUCCCGCAGCGCAGACUCAGAAUCACUGCAAAAAAGGACGAACCCGUCUUGAUAGCAGUCAACUAUCUAUCUUGUGGGCCAAUUUCAAUUUGAACAGUUCCCCUUCAGACGAGAAGGUGUCCGAGAUAUGUCUCCAAACAGGCCUGAAGGAGAAGGUGGUGAAACAUUGGUUCAGAAACACCCUCUUUAAGGAACGACAGCGCAGCAAGGACAGCCCGUACAACUUCUCCAUCCCGCCAUCUACUAAUUUAGAUUUAGAGAAGUACGAAAGAACGGGUAAAGUGGAGACGUGGCCUGCAACUCCCAUGAAGACAAGGACACCACCUGUCUCAGUGGCUGCAACAUACUCCUGUGAAGUGACUCAUGUCAAAGAACUCACUGAAAGCGCGACCGAUCUUCGCAGAGCCGCACUCACUGAGACCGAAUGUGCCUGCGCUACACCACCAAAUGGCCAGCCUUACAGAGUCCGAGACAUGAAAAAAGAAUUCGGGAGGGAAGAGGAUGUGAUGAUGAUAGAAGAGGCGGAGGAAGGAGAGGGGAGAAGCAGCAAAGGAGCUUCCCCGUCACCGACUACGUCCAGUGAGAAGGGGUGCCUGAAGAAACAACUUCUGGGCGGAAAGCGGAUCCGUACAGCCAUUUCACAGAGUCAACAGAUUCUGUUGUCGCGUUUCUUCCACAAUGACCCCAAUCCCAGUCGACGUCAGAUGGACAUUAUUGCCGGAAGCGUUGGACUGCCAAAACGUGUCGUCCAGGCAAGUGGUGAUCCACGUCCUCUCUAUCCUUAAUUAACCCUAUUAAUUCAACCUUUUCGAGGAUUCACUAGCGAACAACCCACACUGGUGUACGCCGAUCAUAUACUUCCGUCCCAUGUAAUAAUCGGGGACAUGAGUUAUUACGAGAAUUCAGACUGUAAAUGAAGGGAACGUUUAGGGCUAGAAAUAAUUUCUAAGUAUGCGACUGUAUUCACCCAUUUUUGGGGAGCCUCACACGCUUUUCGUCGAAAUAUUAUGCUCUGCCUUUUGAAUAGUUUCGGUCAUUAGUUGGGUUGCCUGUCAUCUAAAUGGUAGCGGUUCGAGGACCAACUUCCACGCUUUCCCACUCAAAAGCUUCCAGGGACUGUUCCUAUUAUCCUGCAACAUGAUUGGUCGGUCCUUUCGUCCGGACAGGACAAUCAAUUAAAAUAACUACUCUAUACCCAUAAGCUCUUCUAACCUCGAAAUUCUUACCAAACUUGAUUUGAAAUACUCAAAGCUUUGCCGAACAAGGACGUAGACGUUGCAGGUUUUGGUACUGAAUAGAUAAGUAGUUCAGCUAGGUUUGCUGGAACCGGCCCAUUGAGCAGUCAUUGACUAGUCAACAGGCUCAGUCGUCAGCAUCGAAGCCUCCGGCGGCCGCUUGUUCGGAUUCAGCGUACUGAUGAGCCUUUUGCUAACAAAUUAGGUUUUGGCUACGUGGAAAGAAAUUUUCAUGUUUGUUCUUAUUGCGGACUUUUAAGAUUAGCACAUAUUGCUCGUUAAAAAUGAUUCGCGUCGCAUCCAUUAACGUGAGCCUUCACGACACAGCUACAGCAAACAACGUACUUACAAUAAGAGAGUAGGCAGGUAAAUUAAAUAAAAGCAGAGUCCACACACGUGUUCAGCGGUCGUGUUCCACAGUCGUUGCUCAGACGACUCAUCCUACGGCCUAUGCUUUCAUACUGACUCAUCUUGUAGCCAUUUCGUCAUGCUUGACAUCGACAAUGAGAAAGCAAGAGGUUUUGAAGGUUAACUAUGAGUCAUCACAAGCCUCGAUAUUUUUCAAAGUUCACUAAUUCUCACAAGAAAAUGCGCACCAACACUGUCAAGUCCCUGAUGCACAUAUACUCUCUUAGGCCAUAUAAAAUGAGUUGUUAUCUGAUUACAUAGAUAAUCAGUAUCUGCAACGUCGAUGUUGCCGAUUAAAUUGAAGAUUUACUUUCUCUUUUUGAAAGGUUUGGUUCCAGAAUGCCCGUUCGCGCGAGCGGAAGCUUGGCUACCCACUGCCUACGGGUUCGCUGUGUCGACAGGCCAACCUCAAGCCCUCUACAGUUCUAAAUGGUCCACUUCCAAAUGACCAUUUAUACCCUGUCCCUACUUCGCCUUCAGCCCUGCUAACUGGACCCCUCCGUGAUUCCCAAAUUUGGGACUCGAAACUUUCCCCCUGUGAAGUGCAAAGAUCGGAACAGCAACAACAACAACAGCUACGAUAUCAUCCCGGAGCCUUUGCUCUUCCUGCCGUCGGAGACCUGUGGAGAUUCACGACUGAGUCAAUUCCACCUGCCUUACACCAAGUUGCUUUUCCCUACUCAAUGGCCAACACCAAUGUUGAUUUGCCAAAUUUUUCAAGGCAAUCCGACAAUGGGGCCGACAUGGGAAACCCUACAGUUGAUCCAACCAGUGUCCUACGCAACGCCGGCAGUCUAUUUCAACAGCUUGUCUGGCCUGGCUUUUUUUCACAGUUACUAAAGCAGCAGCUACCCCCUAUCUGCCAGCCAUUUCAGUGGCAGCCGGGCUUGGCUGCCACUGGGACCACAGGGCUCGGAAGCCAGUCCGAUUCGCCUCUAGACCUGAGUCAGCGCAGUCACCAUCGCUCUUGUGAAUCUGAAGUCGGAAACCGACAGUCCCUAGUUGAGUCUUUGUCGGAUGAGCGUAAGACCAAACAGUCUCCUAUGGAAUGGAGCCCAGGCCUGACCCUCGGUCAGUCGACAGCUCUGGGCAGUGAAAUUAACGAUUCCAUCAAACUGCCUUCAGAUGGCGAAACGCCCAACAAGUGUGAAACAUCAACAGCUCCGAAUCAGACUCGACGGAACAGAACCAGCAUCAGCUGUCCGCAGGCGCGAUUCAUGCAGACCAUCUAUGCCCACCACAAAACACCCUCUAUCUUCGAGUGUGAUCGCGUGGGCCAGGCUAUUGGGUUGACGCGGAGGGUCGUCCAGGUGUGGUUCCAGAAUCAACGAGCCAAGGAGAAGAAAAUGGCCAGAAUCUCCGCUCUCGGCAUGCAGCCCUCCCCAACUGUUUCGGCUACCUCCUGUGAAUCAGUCAACGGUCACCAUGGCGACCUAGUCACUUUGGCAACUGGGGCGAGCGAGUGCAAACUGUGCGGAGUGUUGAUUAACGAAGCCGAAGAGUCCGGUUUCGUCGAUGGCUCGCGGGGUAGUGGCUUUGCCGCGGCAAUGGAAUCAGACAAACUCAUUGAUCAUCUGUUUUCCACUAUGCACCUGAGCAGGUUAUUAAACUCAUGCAACCAGCCGGAAGGGAGUUAA